GGGGCAGACUCGGUGACCGCACCCGAGGGCGAUGACACGGCGAGCGCUGAGGCACUGCCUGCAGCUACUGGCGCCCUGCGCACCGCCGGCGCGGCGGGCCCGUGGGCGGAGGAAGCCGGGCGCGGGCCGCCGGGGCCCCUCCCGCGGCGCGGCGGCGCUAUCUCCCGCCGGCGAGGAGCAGCGGCCGCGGCGGUGGUGCGCACGCCUGGCUGCCCCGGGUCGGAGACCUUCACCAAAGGACAUGGAUGAAAAUGAAAGUCAGCAGUCUCUGAUGACUAACAGCCAGUAUCCUAAAGAAGCAGUAAGAAAACACAAUAAUUCAGCACGGAAUUCUGGAGGAAGUGAUUCUUCUAGGUUUUCCAGGAAAAGUUUCAGAUUAGAUUACAGACUAGAGGAAGAUGUAACUAAAUCAAAGAAAGGAAAGGACGGGAGGUUUGUAAAUCCUUGGCCAACAUGGAAAAAUCUCUCUAUUCCAAAUGUUCUCAGAUGGCUGAUAAUGGAAAAAGAUCACAGCAGUGUCCCGUCUUCUAAAGAGGAACUAGAGAAAGAACUCCCAGUGCUUAAGCCAUAUUUUAUCGAUGACCCUGAAGAAGCUGGAGUGAGUGAAGCUGGCUUAAGAGUCACAUGGCUGGGACAUGCCACAGUGAUGGUGGAAAUGGACGAGCUCAUAUUUCUGACGGAUCCUAUCUUUAGUACUCGAGCCUCACCUUGGCAGUACAUGGGCCCAAAGCGUUUCCGUCACCCCCCAUGCACUAUAAGUGAACUUCCCCCCAUAGAUGCUGUUCUUAUCAGCCACAAUCACUAUGACCAUCUGGACUAUAAUUCUGUCAUUGCUUUAAAUGAGCGAUUUGGUAAUGAAUUGAGAUGGUUUGUACCUUUGGGUCUCCUCGACUGGAUGCAAAAAUGUGGCUGUGAAAAUGUAAUUGAGCUGGACUGGUGGGAGGAGAAUUGUGUCCCAGGACACGAUACAGUUACCUUUGUUUUUACACCUUCUCAGCACUGGUGUAAAAGGACUCUGCUGGAUGACAACAAGGUUCUGUGGGGAAGCUGGUCUGUCUUGGGGCCUUGGAAUCGAUUUUUUUUUGCAGGCGACACUGGUUACUGCCCUGCUUUUGAAGAAAUAGGAAAAAGAUUUGGGCCAUUUGACCUUGCUGCUAUUCCCAUCGGAGCUUAUGGUCCAAGAUGGUUUAUGAAAUACCAGCAUGUAGACCCAGAAGAAGCUGUAAAGAUUCACAUUGAUGUUCAGACAAAGAAAUCUGUGGCAAUUCACUGGGGAACUUUUGCCUUAGCAAAUGAGCAUUACUUAGAACCUCCACUGAAACUGAAUGAGGCUCUAGAAAGAUACGGAAUUAAGACUGAAGAUUUUUUUGUUUUAAAGCAUGGAGAAUCAAGAUACUUAAACACUGAUGAUGAAACCUUUGAAUUAAAAUGAGCACAGGAGCUUUUAAUGAAAAAGGUAUCACAUGAUAGAAGUUUGAAAAGAAGAAAUUCAAGAACAUGAUGCAUUUUCACUUUUGGAAACAACUUCUUUAAGUGAGUUACAUGUAACAUUUUGCUGAUAUGAUUGCUAGAUCAUAACAGCAAAGAAGCAUUCAGGGAUAGGUCUUUUAAAUAACAAAUUGGCUAAUACAGAUUUAAAAAUCUUAUCUCUGUGUUACCCCACCACAGUACAGUAGAUUUUUUUUUUAAACUAACAUAUGUUAGUGGAAAAAUGAGUUUAUGAAAAACCGAUUUUAAAGACUCAUUUCUUAAGGGCCUUUUACAAGGUGAGACAAGCCUGUUUACCUAACUAGCUUUUUCAGAGGCUUAUGCAUAGAGAUAUACUUCUUAUAUUCACAUUAAAUGAUAAAAUUGACCGACUGAUAGUGGUUAUUGUUUUAUCAAGAUUAGCUUCUAUGCCAAAUGUUAAAUGAUUUAUUUUUUUAAGAAUAAAAACGAGUUCGGCCAAGUUAAUAUUUUAAAAUUCUAUUUUUUUCUUUUAUGGAGUGAACAGUAUAUUCUGUUGCUAUCUGUAAUCUCCAAAUCAAAAGUUCUUUCAGAGGAAAGAAUGAAAUGUGGUUAUGACAAUGUGAGAUUUUUUCCAUUUUCAAUUUAAAAGUAUGAUCUGUGAAGUGGAAAAAUAACUGGUACAAAGAUAUUUUACAAAGAUAAAAGCAGAACUUAAUAUCAAUAAAUUAUAUACUUUGAAUUAAA
Messenger RNA from Erinaceus europaeus (western European hedgehog), 2193 nucleotides. It is a transcript of the gene NAPEPLD, whose product is annotated as N-acyl phosphatidylethanolamine phospholipase D. Gene Ontology annotation, molecular function: zinc ion binding; N-acylphosphatidylethanolamine-specific phospholipase D activity. The record is from RefSeq and is a predicted model, not a curated record. The transcript is spliced from 5 exons. Gene Ontology annotation, biological process: N-acylphosphatidylethanolamine metabolic process; N-acylethanolamine metabolic process. Bases 32 to 1432 code for a protein of 466 amino acids. Gene Ontology annotation, cellular component: membrane-bounded organelle; cytoplasm. NCBI's taxonomy places the organism in Eukaryota, Metazoa, Chordata, Mammalia, Eulipotyphla, Erinaceidae.